UGCUAAUAUGCAGAAAUUUAUGAAUGAUGAAAUAAUUAUUAUCUCAGGUGAGUUUGAUUCACUCUCCUAUUUAUUCAGGUCUGGCCUCUGGUUCAGUGAUAUCUUUUGUAUAGUAGGAAUAGUAGCUUAGAAAAGUAGGUCAUGCUGCUAGAUACUCUUUAAGAUGUACGGGAACCAUUUGUAUAGGAACACUCUGUAGUUGCUUUUAUUCAGAGCUGGGGUGUAGAUCAGUGGUAGAGCACUUGGCUAGCAUAUGAGGCUAUGGGUUUAAUCCCUAGUACUGCCCUCCCCCCCAAAAAAAAACACAGGAUAGAGUUUCUGUUGUAAAUUUUAUGUUUUAAGACCAAUAAAAGAUAGGACUGGAUUUUGGCUUUCAAGAUCUCUAGGCACUUUCGCCUUCUAGCCCACCUCCUCCACUAAAAAUAAAGUUUGUACUUUGCUACUGCGUUUGUAUAAAAACAUUUUAGUGUUCAUUUUUCUGAUUUUAAAAUAAAACCUUUUCACAAGCCCUAGUAAGUUAGAAAGUGCAAAAUGAGCUGCUGUGGUGUCCUCCAGGGUGUUAGCCUUUUUAGCAACUAGGACAGCACCCUCUCUUCGCGUCCCCGGCCGCACACCCGUCUUAGCACCGACGCCGCUUCCGCUCCGCACCCCUCUUGGCGUGCGGGCGGAGCCGAGGGCCGGGUCGGGUCGCGGGGCCCCGCGGGGCUUGGCGCUUGGCCUCGCCCUCCAUCCGCUCUCCCGCGCGCCGUCACCGCGCCCCCACGCCAGGACGAGUGGGAGCCGACGCCCGGGGGUCGGUGCUGCAGGAGGAAGCCGCUGCCAUCGCGACAGUUCCGACCGGGCCGGGGCUUCGCUUAAGCGGUGCAGGGGCGGAGGCGGCUGCCGCUGAGCUGGCGUGGCUGCUUGGGGUUUCGGCAGCGCUAAACGUAGCGCGGGCAGACGGGGCGCAGCCUCCUGCGGCGGGCGCCGGCUCCCGCCAGCUACCGGCGCCGCGCUUUCCUAGCCCCGGAAGGGCGCUCCUGCGCGGUGCGCGGGGUGGGGAGGGCACUUCGGUCGCCCGGCGGUCGGGCUCCUGUCACUCACAGCCGGCCCCGCCCAGGGGCUUCCCUUCGCCCGGCGCUCCAGAGUUCCUUUUAAAUACAGUACCGCAGCGCCCUGCUUACGUGCUGGUCCCCACGCCCUCGUGCGGCGUGUUCUUCAUCUUCUGAUUGGUCGAGGUUCCUGUCAGUUACCCGUGACUCUUGAGGUCGCCGGUCGUGGCCCCGCCCUCUUCCGAGAGCCCUGAAAACAAUUUUAAGAUGGCGGCGGCGGCGGCGCGGAAAACAAUGGGGCCGGGGCGGAGGGGAGAGGCCGAGGCCUGAGGCGGGCAGCGAGCGCCGGCCCUAGUGGGGCCGAGCGGGGCAGGAAGAAGCAUCUUCAUGAUACAGUGAAAAGGAAUCUUGACAGCACCACCUCCCCUCAGAACGGCGAGCAACAAAAUGGCUAUGGAGACCUCUUUCCUGGGCAUAAGAAGACCCGCCGGGAGGCCCCCCUGGGUGUGGCCAUGUCUGCCAAUGGGCUCCCGCCAGCCUCGCCCCUCAGUCAGCCUGACAAGCCUUCCCCUGGAGAGGCCCUGCAGGCCAGUGGGAAGCACUCCCUGGGGCUGGACUCCAUCAACAAAAAGUGUCUGGCCGACCCCAGCCUCCACCUGAACGGAGGCAGUAACGCAGGCGAGUCCUUCGCUCUGAGCCUGAGUAAGGAACUGAAGCAGGAGCCUGUCGAUGACUUGCCGUGCAUGAUUGCUGGAGCUGGAGGCUCCAUCUCGCAGAGCAACCUCAUGCCCGACCUCAACCUCAACGAGCAGGAGUGGAAGGAGCUCAUCGAGGAGCUGAACAGGUCAGUGCCCGACGAAGACAUGAAGGACCUGUUUACUGAGGACUUUGAAGAGAAGAAGGACCCAGAGCCUUCUGGUUCCACCACACAAACCCCCUUAUCCCAAGACAUUAAUAUUAAGACGGAGUUCUCUCCAGCGGCCUUUGAGCAGGAACAGUUAGGCUCUCCACAAGUGAGGGCCGGGUCUGCAGGACAGACCUUCCUGGGAUCUUCAUCUGCGUCUGUGAGCACGGAUUCCCCCAGCCUCGGGGGCUCUCAGGCCUUGUUCCACACCUCUGCUCAGCCCGGGGCGGACAACCCCAGCCCGAACCUGAUGCCGGCAUCAGCCCAGGCCCAGAAUGCACAGCGAGCUCUCACAGGUGUGGUGUUACCUGGCCAGGGCCCAGGAGGCGCCCCCGAGCUGUCCUCUGCCCACCAGCUCCAGCAGAUUGCUGCCAAGCAGAAGCGGGAACAGAUGCUCCAGAACCCACCACAGGCCGCCCCAGCCCCGGCCCCAGCCCAGAUGCCCACGUGGCAGCAGGCAGGGCCCUCCCACAGCCCCUUAGGUGUCCCUUAUCCCGUAGAGAAGCCUGCCAGCCCUGCUGGCUACAAGCAGGACUUCCCCAGCUCCCAGCUGCUCAUGAUGUCUGGAGUAAACAAGAGUUCCCCUCGGCCCGGAGGUCCCUUCCUCCAGCCUGGCCACGUGAACCUGCUGAGUCACCAGCCGCCGAGUAACUUGAGUCAGAACUCCGUUAGUAACCAAGGAUCGGUGCUGGACUAUGGCAAUACAAAACCCCUUUCUCAUUACAAAGCGGACUGUGGGCAAAGUGGCCCCGGGUCUGGCCAAAGCAAGCCAGCCCUGAUGGCCUAUCUCCCCCAGCAGCUGCCUCAUCUGAAUAAUGAGCAAAACGCCUUGUUUCUAAUGAAACCGAAGCCAGGAAACAUGCCCUUCCGGUCACUGGUCCCACCCGGCCAGGAGCAGAAUCCUGCCAGCGUCCCUGUGCCAGCCCAGGCCACCAGUGUUGGGACCCAGCCGUCUGCUGUGUCCGUGGCCACCACGCACAACAGCGCCCCGUAUCUCAGCAGCCAGCAGCAAGCGGCUGUCAUGAAGCAGCAUCAGUUGCUUUUAGACCAGCAGAAACAGAGGGAGCAGCAGCAGAAGCACUUGCAGCAGCAGCAGCAGCAGCAGCAGCAGCAGCAGCAGUUCCUGCAGAGGCAGCAGCAGCAGCUUCUGGCAGAGCAGGAGAAGCAGCAAUAUCAGCGCCAUCUGACCCGCCCGCCCCCCCAGUACCAAGACCCAACACCAAGCUCCUUCCCACCGCAAGUGGGCCAGUUCACAGGACCCGCGGCUGCUGUGUCUGGCAUGAACAACUUGGGUCCGUCCAACUCCACCUGUCCUCGCGUUUUCCCUCAGCCUGGGAAUCUGAUGCCCAUGGGUCCUGGACACACCUCGGUUUCCUCGAUCCCCUCCAACUCAGGCCCACAGGACCGGGGUGUCGCCCAGUUCCCCGGCUCCCAGAGCAUGCCUCAGGGCGGUCUCUAUGGCCUGGCAUCAGGCAUGACUCAGAUGGUUGCCCAGGCCCCGCCACAGGCUGCCAAUGGACACGCCCACAUUCCGAGGCAGCCAGGCGUGGGCCAGAGCACAGCGGUGCCAGCUGCCUAUGGACAGAACUCUCUGGGGAGCUCUGGCCUCUCCCAGCAGCACAACAAGGGGACUCUGACCUCUGGCUUAACCAAGCCACCCGUCCCAAGGUUGCCAGCAGCCAUCGGAGGCCAGAACGCCUCAUGGCAGCACCAGGGAAUGCCGAACCUGAAUAGCCAGACCCCCGGGAGCAGCGGCGUGAGCCCCUUCACUGGCGCCUCCACCUUCCACAUGCAGCAGGCCCACCUGAAGCUGUCCAGUCCGCAGUUCUCCCCAGCGAUGCCUAGCAGGCCCAUGGCCCCCAUGAGCUCAGCCGCUGCGGCAGGGUCCAUGCUGCCCCCGGUGAGCACGCAGCAGAGGACCGGUGCAUCUGCCCCUGCACCCCCGCAGACAGCCCCGCAGCCCGCCUUGUCUGGCCUGAGCCCCGCGGGGCCGGAGCUGAGCGCCUUCGGGCAGAGCCCCGCCUCGCAGAUGGGCGGCCGUGCAGGACUGCACUGUGCUCAGGCCUACCCUGUGCGGACUGCGGGCCAGGAGCUGCCCUUUGCCUACAGUGGGCAGCCAGGCAGCGGGCUGUCCAGUGUGGCCGGACACACCGACCUGAUCGACUCCCUGCUGAAGAACAGGACUUCGGAGGAGUGGAUAAAUGAGUUGGAUGACUUUUUAGGGUCUCAGUAGUGGAGGGUUUGUGGUGGCUUUAGUACUCAGCUGUCCUCUACUUUUGUUCCCAGAUUCAAGAAAGAGCAACUACUCUGGACCAAAAGCCCAUGGCCCAGGCAGCUGGGCAGGCGGAACCCAGGCUGCAGCAGAGGCCCCGGCUGGUCCGGGUCUGGGGGGCCCAGGCCAGCACGUUCGGUCCAUCGGGCUGGCCCCGGCCCGUAUGCUGAAAUCACUGCCUGGUGCUGGGCAGCAGAACAGGGUUCUAAAGGUGGUCUCCCCGCCUCGUGACCGAACGCCCAGCAGUAGCAGUGUGACAUGCAGUGGAGCCAUGGAGCGGGCUCUGCAGGAUUUCUCCACUUGCCUCAGUGUUGGGCACAGGUUUUGGUCGAAACCUUAAAUAGCAGAAUUAUUUGUAAUUCGUAGCAUAGAAAAGAAUUUUUUGAAAAUUUUACACAGAUUAGCGUAGGUGAUGGUUUAAAGUGAUGAAGAGGCAUUGGAAACCUAGAGUUUCCUCCCACUAAAGAGCCUUGUCUUCCUGCUCUGCCGGCUCUCAGGGGAGGAGGGUGGCGGGAAAGGCACUUCCGUCAGCGCAGCCUGUGACUGCAGAUGCCAAAAGGGUCAGGAGACUGGGAGGGGGCCGACCUGGAGACCCAGGUGGGCGUCCCAGAGCUGCCCCUGCUCCCUAGUGCGUCCCUCUCAGUGUCACUCUGAACGUGCCAGAAGCCCAGGCUGCAGGUGGAGAUUUGGGGGCCUGGUGUCAUGUUAGGGCGCCCCACCUCCUGCGGUUUCUCCGAUAGCUUGUGUUUAACAGGCGGGGCGUAAGUUGUGCACACAGAUUUUCCCCAGCCCGUCUGCAUUUCCCGUGACCUUCCUUUCUGCCUCCCCUUUUUCCUCUCCAGCCCAGGUGGGAAGCAGUGAUGUACUACAGUGGAGGGAGAAACGGAAGCCAGAAAAAUUCCUUAGGUAAAGCUUUGGGGAGAGAGGCUGCAGGCCGGCCCUGGGGAAGGAGUUCUACUUUGCUGACUUCUCCUCCGCGAUAGGUGACUUGCACUUUUAAAGAUUGCUUUAUAACACUAACACAUCCUCUCUAAGGGUUCUGGGAGAUUCUCUUUGAAGGUCUUAAUGAGCUUCACUGAGCCGAGAGCCCACAGAACAGGGUAUGCGGCGAGGGCUGUUUGUGGAAGCCAGAUGCGGCACUUGGCCACUUGGAAAGCGAGAUGCGGAGCGUGGUCGAGACCCGCCGUGCGCACAGGGCGGAGGGAGGAGUCUGCCCAGGAGAAGGGCUGCGCGCAGUCUGGAGAAGCCGCACCCUGUGUCCGUUUCCCUGGUGUCUCAAAGUGCAUCAUUCAGUGUCGCGUCAGGAACUGAGCCAAGGAAAUCCGUGACUAGCCCAAGUCACUUUGGUAAUUUGUUUGCACCAGCAGUGCCUUUUUUGCCAGGGCUCCUUGGACCCUCAGAUUCUUGUUUUGUAGCCAUUUGCCACCACUGGCGGGUGUGGCCCUCUCUCAGCCCUGCACUGCCUUCCCCGUCCCCAGAUAGGCAGCUUAGCUCUCAAGGCCGGAGGAGUCCCAAAGCCAGUGAAGACCCCGCCCUCGGAGCAAGUUCCCCAAGCUUGGGGAAGAGCGUGGCUUCAGCAGGUUUUCUACUGAAAGCCAGGCCGACGGCUGGUUCUGGAUCCUUGCUCCACUCCUGUCUCCCCAGGCCACCUCCUGCCUCGGUCCCGCCGGGUGCCCGCCAGCCCGCUGUCUGCCUGAGGCCCAGGCCGGCUGGGCAGACGGCGGGCUUCUCACUUGCUGCAGUGUCAUAGCAAUAAAAUGUGAUUCUUGGGGCCCUCCAGGAGCUGCCCGUGGCUUUAUUUAUGAACCUGGCUUUGGGGGGUCGGGAGGCGAUGACUGCUGCCAUGCACAUCCCCAUCUUCCUAGAGCCACAACUCAGAAGAAAGGGUGCUUGGACUUUCGUUAUACACAUGUGCUUUGUGUAAAUAAAUGUUUACAGUUUUAUAUUGAAGAUGGAGUAAGCGUUAGAGCUUCCAACUGUAUAUUUUUUACUUUUAUAGAUUUUAAAACUAUGAUCCUUUAUAUAUCUGUUUUUGGGGAGCUAUAAGUUUUAUGGCAAUUAGUAUUGUUAACUUUUUAUGGUCCUCAGAAGUACAUAAAAGUCCUAUUAAUCCCUUUAUUCUUCCACUUCCCUUAACUCUAGUAUACACCAAAAAGAAGUCUUUACUUUCCUUGUUUUAUCAUUAUAAAAAUAAUAAAAGUAUUUUGCUAGUACAGAAA
Molecule: messenger RNA, 6426 nt
Organism: Chinchilla lanigera (long-tailed chinchilla)
Lineage: Eukaryota; Metazoa; Chordata; Mammalia; Rodentia; Chinchillidae
Gene: Maml1
Product: mastermind-like transcriptional coactivator 1
Biological process (GO): Notch signaling pathway; positive regulation of transcription of Notch receptor target
Cellular component (GO): nuclear speck; nucleoplasm
Molecular function (GO): transcription coactivator activity
Source: RefSeq, a predicted model, not a curated record